Molecule: messenger RNA, 2849 nt
Organism: Dermacentor andersoni
Lineage: Eukaryota; Metazoa; Arthropoda; Arachnida; Ixodida; Ixodidae
Gene: eIF3f1
Product: eukaryotic translation initiation factor 3 subunit f1
Biological process (GO): translational initiation
Cellular component (GO): eukaryotic translation initiation factor 3 complex, eIF3m
Molecular function (GO): translation initiation factor activity; translation initiation factor binding; metallopeptidase activity
Source: RefSeq, a predicted model, not a curated record
GGCCAUGUUGAAUUUUCUCUUCGCUGGCGCAUGUUUAGCCGGGCGGCCGGAAAGAGAUAUUGUGUGACAGCUUUAAGCAAGUUUCACUAGUUGUGCCGCGUUACAGCGUUCAUCAUGGCUCCGAACAUAACGGUGAAAGUGCACCCCGUAGUACUUUUCUCCAUCGUUGACUCCUACGAACGGAGAAAUGACGGCGCGGAGCGCGUCAUCGGUACCUUGCUCGGCUCUUAUGAGAAGGGAGGCGUAGAAGUGACAAACUGCUUCUGCGUGCCCCACAACGAGUCCCAGGAUGAAGUCGCGGUCGACCUGGAGUUCGCCAAGAACAUGUUUGAACUGCACAAGAAAGUGAACCCCGCCGAAGUGAUCGUCGGCUGGUACGCGACCGGCCCCGAUGUGACCAGCCACUCUGUUCUCAUCCACGACUACUACAGCCGUGAGGCUACUAGCCCCAUUCACUUGACACUCGACACCCUGAUGGCAGACAACAAGAUUACCAUCAAAGCGUACACGAGCACGCCUUUCGGAGUCCCAGGGAAAAAUGUGGGCACCAUGUUCACUCCAUGCAAAGUGGAAGUUGUCGGCUAUGAGGCCGAGAUGGUGGGUCUCAAGCUUACUCAGGGCACAAAGCACAGCAAGCAGCGGAGCGUCGAGUGCGUGCCGGAUUUCGACGCCGUGGGUCAGUCCUGCCGUGAGAUGCGUGAGACCCUGGAAGUGGUCAUUAGUUAUGUGGAUGACGUGCUCACGGGUAAAACGCCACCAGACAACCAUGUGGGGCGCAUGCUUCUGGACAUCAUCCAGAGCAUCCCUCAGAUGGAGAAUGACAAGUUCCAGAACAUGCUCAAUGGCAACAUGAAGGACUUGCUUAUGGUUGUUUACCUUUCGCAGCUUACAAAGACCCAACUUGCUCUCAAUGAGAAGUUGAGCCUGCUUUAGGCACUUAAGACAGUUGGGUUAUUCAUUGUGAGCAAGUAUAUAAUAAAUGCACACAGUGUUGCUUGUCCUACCAGACAGAUCUCCCUCAGAAAUCUUUUCUUGAAGGAAUGUGGACACAUUUUCAAAGUUGUAUAAACGCUACAAUACGCUUCUUGCUCGUAAAGAGAUUACAUUUAGCAAGUGUGAAGGUUGGGAAACACAAACAUUUUAAUUUGUUCUAAUAUAAUCUCACAAUGCCGAACCUGGUGUCAUCGACAAUACUGUGAUGACGUGAUGAUGUGAAUAAUUUGCUGGUGUUGCAAUAAGUCUGAGUAUGAUGAUGAGGCUCAUAAAAAAAGGACUUCUUUGCAAGUUUCUUCUGGCUGUGCUUGCAUGUGGCAGCUGCAGCGCUCAAAGGAACGGAGUGAUCGUGGUAUGAUGCAACCACCUCUUAGCCACUGAAACAGGAACCAUUCAUUAAAACAAGUAUAUAGCAAGUUAUGGCACUCUGCCAUUUACCUGUAUUUUUUAUAAGGUUUAGAGGGCUCGAUUUCUCAUUUAAUAUAAGAAAAGUUACAAGUAAAUAAUGUCAUGUCAGUAGUCCCAAAAAUGCAAAUGGCCAAAUCAGCAUAGAGAAGUACGUUAUACAUUCUUGGGCAGCCUUAACAGUCUUGGAAAAAGGAAAUAGCUUACUCGUGGAGGUAGUUGCACUUGAAUGCUGGACUUGCCUUCCUCCAUAUCUCUUACUCCCAUAACAUGAAACGAUGAUGAUUCACUUUUUUCUUUAUUUCCAUGUUUAGGUCAUUUCCUGCCACAAAGGUCUUACUAUAAAAGUCACUAACCUAGGUGUUGCAACAUUCAUUUCUUCUUGCCUUUUGUCCUUGCCAUAUGGCAACAUUAACCAAGCUUAAGCUGAACCUCAAUUAAGGGCUACUUUGGCCAUGCAGUGUUAUACAGUUGCCAAUGUAAUAAACACAAAUUUGGAAAUUUACAGAAUUUUUCUGUUAACGAUAGUAAGCACCUAUGCGGUUAGGGCCUCCGUAACUGAUAACUGUAGCAGGCUGCAACUGAGGAUAGUUUAACUGCAGUUAACAUGCCCCUCUAACUAGGUUAUUAGCCAGCAUAUUCACAGGUGGAUGAUGACACUCAAUCUUGUAUCUUGCUUAGCACCUUGAUCUUUAUUUUAGCUGCGCCACUUGACAAGUUCCAUUUUCAUGGGACAGUUCCGUAAGCUUUACAAGACCCAUAUAUGAAGUAACUAGUUCAGUAGCAAAGUGUAAGAAAUCUUAUUUGCUUAAUUUAAAUGCACUAGCACAUGCUUUCAUAAAAAUUUUUACAUGUGUUUGUGACAGCAGAUGCUCGAUAAUGUCAUGUUGGCGGUUCCAAGUCAGUUUUCAGUAGCUGCUGGAAGGCAGUCCUUGUAAAAGAUCUGUCAUCAGCUGCUGAAAUCAUUAUACCUUAUUUGAAACAUAUUUUUCUUUAACCAGUAUGUUAGUCACCUGCUAUGGUCAGGAAAAGUGGCAGUUCUUGCUGGAAAGAGGGCAUAUGAUGGCAGUAAAGGACAAGACAAGAAGGAAAUGGGAUAGACCCUUGAUGCCCUUAUAAACACAGACUUGCACUGGAUGUUAAAGAAAAUCAAAGUUGAACCAUUGUAGAAGAUUCUGUCACAAUUUGCUCGGAUUGGUUAAUCAUGUAACUAGUCCUUGAUAUAGAACUGAUGUUCUUGCUUCCUGAUAUGUUCAUGAUACCACUUGGACUUGGCUGCUUGGUCCUAAUAGAACUGAUGGCAACCUUUGGUACCGACAAAACAGCAACAUGUUUGUACUGCAUCGAAGGUGCACUUUUCUCUAACAGCUCAUGGUGCUCAUGUCCUCUUUAAUACGUAAUUUUAAAACAGCUUUAAAAUCUGUUUCAUUAAAAAAAAUGUGUACUUUUCA